UGAGCACCGGGGUGUUGGAGGCAGAGCUUGGGGGCCCCUCGCUGCCCCCAUCAUGGCAUCUGCUCUCACUGUCCUCUUCCUCGGCUGCUGGCUGGCCAGGCAGAGCAGGGUGUCUGGACAGCUCCCUGCGCCUGGACCCUCCAUCUCCAUCAGCCCCAGUGGGGUGAUCGCCCUGGGGGGAGCCGUCACCAUCCGCUGUCAGUGUCGGUGCGAGGGCAGGAGGUUAUUUCUGUAUAAAGGUAGAUUCCAAAUCCAGGAGCUGGAUGCUGCUGGUGAAGGGGGUGAAUUCACCAUCCCCAGUGCCAGAUGGGAACAUGGAGGGGUCUACAGCUGCCGAUCUCACUCUGGAUCAGAGCCGCCCAACUGGUCGUAUCUCAGUGACAUCAUGCAUAUCAUUGUAGCAGAGCUCAGCUACCAAAAACCCUCCAUCUCCCUGCACCCCAGCGGGGAGGUCACCCUGGGGGGAGCUGUGACUGUCCGGUGUCAGGCUCAAUACCAGACCGUGAGGUUCCUUCUGUACAAAGAUGGAAACCCGAAUGUGCUGCAGGAUGCGGAGCCUGCUGGGGAUAUGAAUGAGUUUCCCAUUCGCAACGUGAGCCGGAGAGAUGCAGGGAGCUACCGAUGCUAUUAUUACCGCAAAUUGGACCCAUUCAUCUGGUCUCAUCCCAGCGACACCGUGGAGCUGGUGGUAGCAGAUGCAGGGGGAACUGACCCAACUCAGCUGGGAGCGACGCUGACUCCCACCCGCCCAGGCAUCGCAGGCCAGAUACCAGGACCGGGGUCAGGAAAUCGCCAUCAACCCUUCGAGAAACAGGUGAAUCGGUACCAAGUGCAGCACCGGUUCUGACCCACACCAUUAUUGCCGGGGUGAGCGCGGCAGCUGCUGUCCUCCUCCUCCUCCUCCUGGCCUUCCUCUGCUACAGAAGGAAAGGACCAGCCCUGAGACAGAGCAGGGAGCCUGAGGCUGCAGCCACGCUCU
Messenger RNA from Mauremys reevesii (Reeves's turtle), 979 nucleotides. RefSeq names its product leukocyte immunoglobulin-like receptor subfamily A member 2. The transcript is spliced from 8 exons. Lineage: Eukaryota; Metazoa; Chordata; Testudines; Geoemydidae. The record is from RefSeq and is a predicted model, not a curated record. Bases 53 to 847 code for a protein of 264 amino acids.